AAUGGAAACUUUUCAUAAUGAAUAAUUCCUUACUUAUGCUUAAAAGGGUUCUUUAGAAGAGAUAAAAAGAGCCAUAGUUUAAGGGAAUGUUGAUAUCAAUUAUCAAGAUAAAGAAGGUAUUUAGUUAAAUUAGAUUUUAAGGAAAUACUGCUAUGUUCUUGGCUAUUAUGCACAAUCAUUUGGAAAUUGUUAGAUUUCUAAUUUAGAAUGAUGCAUCUUUGGAAGUGUAUAAUGCAUAAGGAUCAGGACCAUUACAUUUGGCAGCUGAGAAAAUGAAUAAAGAAAUUGUUUUAUUACUUGUUAUUAAUUAAGCUGAUCCAAAUUUAAAGAACCAAUCAGGAUAAAGGUAAUUUAAUAAUAAUAUAAAUAAUUUAGACCUGGAGAUGGAAUCACAGAAAUCAGAACACUUAUUAAUAAUUUAACAGCAGAAAGUAAAGCCUUUAAUGUUUUAAAAUAAUCUUAAAAAUAAAAACUAUAAGCAAUUUUUGAGGAUAUUGAUUAUGAUAAUUCUAAAUACAUAGAUCAUGCUAAGGCAGUGAAAUUUAAUAAAUAUAUUGAAGAUACUAUUACUGAUAAUUAAGCUGAAAAAGAUGCUAAGGAUUUCAUUAAAUCAGUUGCAUUAUGCAAUCCUGAAAGAGGAGUACAUUAACAUAUGUAAUAAUCUUUAUUUAGGUCAAUAUUGAUGAAUGGCUUUAUAGUUUUUCUAAACUUUUAGUUGUAGAUCCAGCUGCCUUUGAUAAGUUUAUUGAAGAUUAUGAUAAAUAAGUUGAGAAGAAAUAAAAAUUAAGACACUAAAUGCAAGAUUGAA
Paramecium pentaurelia is the source of this 808-nucleotide messenger RNA. NCBI's taxonomy places the organism in Eukaryota, Ciliophora, Oligohymenophorea, Peniculida, Parameciidae. The record is from the annotation of a GenBank genome assembly.